Messenger RNA from Ornithorhynchus anatinus (platypus), 3975 nucleotides. It is a transcript of the gene ISM1, whose product is annotated as isthmin 1. The record is from RefSeq and is a predicted model, not a curated record. The coding region runs from base 22 to 1413 and encodes 463 amino acids. The transcript is spliced from 6 exons. NCBI's taxonomy places the organism in Eukaryota, Metazoa, Chordata, Mammalia, Monotremata, Ornithorhynchidae. Gene Ontology annotation, biological process: negative regulation of angiogenesis.
AAAGGCCCCCGCGUGCGGAGGAUGGUGCGUCUGGCGGCCGAGCUGCUGCUGCUGCUGGGGCUGCUGCUGCUCACCCUGCACAUCACCGUGCUGCGGGGCCGGGCCGCCCCCCCCGGCGCCUCCGACGCCGCCAACGCCAGCCACGGACGGCCGACGAAUAAUCUCAACUUGGAUGCUCACUCUCCUGCCGAGUCGAGUUUCCCACUCCAUGAGGAGGAGCAGAAGGAGUAUCCUGACCACCGGGCAGCACACCGACCAUUCCCAAGACAGCGCUUCAGGCAGGAGAAUGGACACACAGCCUUACAGAGGGAUGGGCCCAGGUCCUUCCUUCUGGAUCUCCCAAACUUCCCAGAUCUGUCCAAGGCAGAUAUCAACGGGCAGAAUCCAAACAUCCAGGUCACUAUAGAAGUUGUGGACGGUCCCGACGGUGACCCGGAGAAAGAUUUGAGCCCAGAGAACAAACCCAGCUGGCCGAUCCCUUCACCGGACUGGCGGAACUGGUGGCAGAGGUCUUCGACGUUGACCCGGGUGAACGGCGGCGACCAGGACUACAAGUACGACAGCACCACCGAAGACAGCAACUUCCUCAAUCCCCCCGGGGGGUGGGAUCGCCAGGCACCCAGCCACCGGACCUUCGAAACCAAAGAACAGACAGAGUAUGAUUACAUCGAUGGGGAAGGAGACUGGAGUCCCUGGUCGCUGUGCAGCGCAACCUGUGGGGGCGGGAAUCAGAAGCGAACCAGAUCCUGUGGUUAUUCCUGCACUGCCACCGAAUCCAGGACGUGUGAUAGACCCCGCUGCCCAGGAAUUGAAGACACUUUCAGGACGGCUGCCACAGAAGUGAGCCUGCUCGCAGGAAGCGAAGAGUUCAACGCCACCAAACUUUUUGAAGUUGACAUGGACAGCUGCGAGAGGUGGAUGGGCUGCAAAAGCGAGUUCCUAAAGAAGUACAUGCACAAAGUGAUCAACGAUCUCCCCAGCUGUCCCUGCUCCUACCCCACAGAAGUCGCCUACAGCUCGGCCGAGAUCUACGACCGGGUCAAGCGGAAAGAUUUCCGCUGGAAGGACGCCAGCGGGCCGAAGGAGAAACUGGAGAUCUACAAGCCGACCGCAAGGUACUGCGUGAGGUCCAUGCUCUCCUUAGAAAGCACGACGUUGGCGGCCCAGCACUGCUGCUACGACGACAGCAUGCAACUCAUCACGAGGGGGAAGGGAGCCGGGACCCCAAACCUGAUCAGCGUCGAGUUCUCUGCGGAGCUCCAUUACAAAGUGGACGUCUUACCCUGGAUCAUCUGUAAGGGGGACUGGAGCAGGUAUAACGAAGCCCGGCCCCCAAACAAUGGUCAGAAAUGUACAGAAAAUCCUUCAGAUGAAGACUAUUUCAAGCAGUUUCAGGAAGCCAGAGAAUACUGAAGGGCUACACCCUCUCUGAGAGGGGGAUGGGGAUAAACCAUUCUCUUAGCGCCUAGGACGCCAACGAACUGAGCUGCUGGAAAUGGGGUCAGUGAGGGGUCUCUCUCCAAUAUAGCUGUAUAUUUGUAUAUAUUACAUGUGUAUUUUUCAAAAGUUACAGUAUGGGUGUGUAUAUACCCAUGUGACUCUAUUAUAUAGAUCAGGCACACCCUAUACCCAUACAGAGAGACUAGAGGUUUUCCCAAGGGAAAUAUAUGCUAUUGCCAAACAUAGCUUGAAGGGGAAGAAUGGGUUGGAAGAAUAAACCCUUUGGUUGUUCUUUCGCCCCUGGUGCUCCGACCUAAUGUUCAGAGUGCGGUGAAGGUGAAGGGAAGAGAAAUCGAAGCAUUAUAAAUCAUUUUUCUAGGUAACUUAUUCACUACGAAUGUGACGCUCAUAACCUUAUCUCUGGAACUGUAUUCUUGGAAGUAUUUAGUCACAUCUCUGAGAGAGGAGUUCAUGUGGGGGCAGGGGAGGGAUUUGGGGAGGAAAUUCGAAGAAAAGAAAAAUCCCAAACCCCAGAUUAGAAAUACCAAAGAAAAUAAUUCCAAAGAAAUAUUUUUUCAAUUAAAUAGCACCUUGUUGAGGUCCUGGCUUGUGAACUCAGUUUGCUUCAGUGAUGCUCACCAAUCACGGGGCUGUGUUGCAACGGGAUCAGGCUUAAGGCUUGGGUUCACGUAUCCAGAUGCACAGAAUCCAAAGUCAAAGGCCAAAAUUUGCAUCAUCUGUGGACUCUACCAAAAGUUUUACCGGCAUGAAAAUGCAUCCUUCUAGCACAUUUCUGAGUGAAUAAUAAAAAACCUUACACAUUUCUACCUUAAAAGUACAAAGUAGAACAUUGUUUUUAACAAAAUCACAAUUUUUGUGUGCGUACAUCAUUCCACCUCACUCUUUUUCCCCUCCACCAGCAUGUUCCCAAAGCACAGUUUGCAACAAAAAUUGUUUAAAGAAGGGCUUGGGGCUGGGGAUCAGGAAUGUUUUAAUGUUUAAAGAAAAUACCUGCAUUAUUUUUGUAAAGUAUUUAUUAAGUUGUAGUUAUGUCUCAUGCGAUGGGCAUUUUGAAUAUGAUCUGCUUCUGUAGGGUGGAAUUCAGUGCAAGUGAAGAAAAGAUUUAUAGGCAAUAUUGAACUUGCAAAACUAAGAAAAGAGAAUUUAUAAAUAAAAUCAUAAUUAAACCUGUUCCCUGCAUUCUUACGGUAUUUUAAACCAAAAAAAACCCACACUAUUUUAAAAAGCAUUAACCAAGUAUAAAGAAACUAAGGCUUUAAUCAAGAGGCUAACAAGGAUGUAUACAUUGUGGGUUAGUGUUAAAAUAAUGCUGUAGAACUAUGUUGCUUAGCAUACUGAGCUUCCAGCCAGCAGCCCAAGAAGAGACUCUGCCAAUUCUCAGCGAGUUACCAUAACGGUGGACAGCCGAAACAUGAAUCAUGGAAAUCUCCAAACUCUUCAAUCUCGGGUGCCAUUUUAUGUGCCUUCAAUUAUUUACAACCAAAACUUUGUGAUCCUACCUGGAGAGAGGUCAGAUUCCCCAUCUGCACCCUCUUUUGGUCCUCUUCCAUCCCCUCCUUUGUGUCUCUCCUGGAGCAGAAGAAGAUGGAUGAUAAUAGUAAUGAAGCUACCUAUUUAGCUCUUACUUUGUGCUGCUAGGUCAUGAGCUAGGAACAAGACGGUCAGAUCAGACGCAAUCCCUGACCCACAGAGUGAGUGAGCAGAUAUUUUAUCCCAAUUGUGCAAUGAAGAAACCGAGGUUCAGAGAAGUCGAGCAGGUCAGUGGCAGAGUAAGAAUUAGAAUCAUUCUCCUAUCUCCCAGUCCUUUUCUCUUACCACUUGGCCACCACUGGCUUUCUUUUCUGAAAAUCCGGAUUUUUCACACUGGCAGAAGUUGUCCUGGUUUACAGAGGAAGCUUGCUUCAUCUGACUCCGUGUGAGCACUCCUCCUAAACCAGCCCAUGUGCAUUUAUAUAUUUCCCCAGGGUCUAGGUGUUGCAUUGUUAAGGAAAUCAAAGCCCUUGUUAUAAGCAGUUGAUUCAUCUGCAAAACAUCCUAGGGAGAUCCAAGAGGGACGAGGUACGUUGUGUUCCCUGUAAACCACGACAGAAACAACCAUGGCCAAGGCAUGCUGGGACUAGUGGAGCAAUUGGACUAAGCUAUUUAAAAGCUGCCAUUUGCAAUGGGACAAUCUAGAACAAUGUGUAAUUCCCCAGAGUGUUAACAACAUGCCACUCCUUGGGGCGGGGUGAGGGGGGGAUCGUUGCCGAAGGUUUUAAACUCUUACGUUCUUACCUUUGCCUCUCCUCCCGAAAUAGCAUCCCACUGCCCUGCCGGUUCGCUUCUUGGGUGUCCCAACAUGAGCAGCGGAGGGUGGCUGGACAAACAGAAAGAGACACAAAUUGUCCUCUACUGGCUGCCAUCAGCUGGACUCUAGGCCAGAGGAGAAAAAUCAAUUGCUUUGUCGGGGGGCAGCAGGUGAGAACAUGUGAGAAAUUAAUGAGAAUAUGACUGAUUAAAGAAAAAACAAAUCUA